AUGCGUGGACGCCGCGCCUCGCCCAGCCGCGCGCGCCGCGCGGCCGCCUCCUCCCGUCGCGCUCCCGCGUCCGCCCGACCGCCACCAUCACCGUCACCGCACAGGUACCGCCCCAAGGCCGCCAAGAAGACCUACGCCAACCAACUCCCGACGCACACCAAGGGCCAGGCUUCACAAUUAGUAAAACAAGUGAGAAGACACCAACGCCGCAAUACGCCGCCCGACGCGGGGAGCUACUUCCGGCGCCGCCGCCGCCGCGUCUUCGACUGGAUUAAUAAUGUUGCGAGGUGGACGUCGGACGGCCCCGAGGAACGCGAGGACGGGUCCCAGCGGGUCCUCCGGCACUACCGCCGCAACCACCUGUCCCUAGAAACUUUAUCGGCACCACUACCUCUGGGCGAAACAUCAAAACAACUCCAGCAAGCCUUGAGUGAAGCUACGUAUGCCCCAUACCAAACGCGGGUCGACGCCUUCCAGAAGGCGAUGGAUUCUACAAGAGUCUCGUGGGAAGUCGGCCGCGUCGAACUACGCAUUAGGAGACACCACUGUUUGGUAGACGCCGCAAAGGCCCUCCAAGACCUACCGUCCCACAAGUGGCGGGAGCCCUGGUACGUCACGUUCGCGAACGAAAGUGCCCUCGACGCGGGCGGUCCCUCGCGCGAGUUUUUUCGUUUGGUCUCGAAGGAUCUGGCGUCCUCCGGCUUGUUCUCUAUUGCACAUGAUGAAAGCUACGCGUUGAAAGCGGACGCCGUGCUAUCGGACAAGUUUCCGCGCGCUCACGAGAUGCUGCUGUUGGCGGGCCGAUUGUGCGGCAAGGCGCUGCUCGAGGGCCACCAUCUGGAACAUCUUAGAUUGAAUCCCAUCUUGCUGAAGCAUGUCGUCGCCGAACCGUUGUCAUUGAAAGACCUCGCGUUGUUGGACGGGGACCUCGCCCGGGGUCUCGACGCGUUGCUGAAUAUGGAUCCAGAUGACGUGCCGUCGUUGUGUCUGACGUGGUCCGUGUCCGACGAUUUGGAUGUGGAUGACAAGAAGUGGACGCGCGACCUCGUGCCGAACGGGUCCGAGAUUCCGGUUGCGAGCGUGCGGAAAUCGAAUUUCGGGCGCCUGCUCGAUGGCGUGGAAGUUCUACGCCAUCGACGCGGCGUUGCCCCCGUUACCACGGUUCCACGCAGGUCACCGGCAAAGACGCGCGGGGCUUCGUCGCGGCCCGUUUCUUAGACGCGUGCUUCGCGAAGAGCGCUGAUGGUUUGAGAAGCUUCCUCGGGGGUUUAUACGACGUCGUCCAGCCGGAAGCGUUGAUGUUAUUAAGCGCGCGCGAGCUGGAACUGCAGCUCUGCGGCGCGGCCGUCAUCGACGUGAAAGCCUGGAAAAGAAGUUGUGUCUACAGGGGCGACUUCGACGUCCAGAGGGGCAACCCCUUCGCGCCGCUGCAUCCGGUCGUGCAGUACUUUUGGGAUGAGGUGGAAUCGUGGUCCGACGAGCAGCGCGCGCUUUUGUUGCUGUGGUGCACGGCUGUGUGGAAAUCAACCAGUGCGUCGGGGGCACCUGACGCCAUGUUCGAGGCGGGUCCCGUGUUUGCGACGGCACGCGAUGGAGGGGCGUUCAGCGCCAGUGUGUGA
This is a messenger RNA of Pelagomonas calceolata, 1619 nucleotides long. Lineage: Eukaryota; Pelagophyceae; Pelagomonadales; Pelagomonadaceae. The record is from the annotation of a GenBank genome assembly.